CGUUCAGUCACACAACGUUCAGUUCAGCUUUCAAGUCCCAGAGCUUAUUCAGUCGAUCGCCCAUGGAGAACCCAAAUAACGCAGGACUACCCAAAAUAAAGAAGAAAAUCAAACACCAGACCCCAGAAGGCUUAUUCCGCUUCAAUCUUGACUUCUGCUCGAAGAAGAAAGACCUAGCUGGUGCAAUCUCUCUCUAUAACUCCGCGUCUUCGCAGAAAAUUCGCCUCAAUUCCUACCACCUCAAUGCCCUUCUCUACCUCUGCUCCACCUCCGUUACAGAUGCUUCAUCGAAAGAUUUGGCAUUCGAGUAUGGGUUUCGCAUAUUUGAUCACAUGCUAUCGAGCAAAAUCGAUCCCAAUGAAGCCACAAUCACCGCUGUGGCUAGGCUUGCCGCCGCAAAGGGGGAUGGUGAUUUUGCUUUUGAAUUGAUUAAGACAAUGGGCAAGUAUAAUAUUUUGCCGAGACUGCGCACGUAUGGUCCAGUUCUGUUCUGUUUUUGUGAAAAACUGGAGGCCGAUAAGGCGUAUAAGGUCGAGGAACAUAUGGUUGUGAUGCGGGUGAAUGCGGAAGAGCCGGAGCUUGCGGCGUUGUUGAAGGUGAGCGCAGAGACGGGAAGGGCAGAGAAGGUUUAUGAGUAUUUGCAUAAGUUGAGGAACUCGGUGAGGUGUGUGGGUGAGUCGACGGCAGAGAUUGUCGAGAGUUGGUUUUUUGGUCGAGUGGCUUGUGAGGCGGAAGGGGUCAAUUUGGGUGCCGACCAGAUUAAAGAAGCUGUUUCCAGCAAUGGGGGUGGGUGGCACGGGUUAGGGUGGAUGGGAAAGGGUUCAUGGGUCGUCCGAAGAUCAAAUGCUGAUUCCGGUGGGCGGUGCUGCGCGUGCACCGAGCAGCUGGUUUCUGUUGACAUUGAUAGGGAGGAGACAGAAAAGUUUGCGCAGUCAGUGGCUUCAUUGGCUAUGGAAAGGGAAGUAAAUACAAAUUUUAGGGAGUUUCAGGUUUGGCUGGAUGAACAUGCUAAUUAUAAAGCUAUAGUGGAUGGAGCAAAUAUUGGACUCUACCAACAGAAUUUUGCGGAAGGUGGAUUUAGCAUUUCUCAGCUUGAUGCUGUUGUGAAAGAACUGUAUGAUAGGAACCAAAGGGAAUGGCCGCUUGUUAUCUUGCACAAUAAACGUCUACGGGCACUUAUGGAUCAUCCUUCUAAACGAAAGCUGCUUGAAGAGUGGGUGGCUCAGGGCGUGCUUUAUGCAACACCAAAUGGUUCCAAUGAUGAUUGGUAUUGGCUCUAUGCUGCUGUGAAACUUAAGUGUUUGCUUGUGACGAAUGAUGAAAUGCGAGAUCACAUUUUUGAACUCCUUGGAAAGAGCUUUUUUCUUAAGUGGAAAGAAAGACAUCAAGUUCGAUACACUUUUGUGAAAGGUAACCUAGAGCUUCAAAUGCCACCCUCAUAUUCUUUAGUCAUCCAGGAAUCAGAGAAAGGAUCAUGGCAUGUACCCUUAGCAACUGAAAGCUGUGAGUCCUCAAGAACUUGGCUGUGCAUCACCAGGCGAAGUUCUUGUAAAGGUGGCAAUGGUCCUGCAAAUACAGAAACAUCUAAAGUUAGCGGUCAGCCUCUUUGCUGCAAUCAUAAACUAUUGGAGCCAUGCACCGCUUGGAGUACUGCUGCUACAGGCAGUGGUUUACAUGAUGCUGCAGAAUCCUUCCAGGUUUCUAAUGGUGAAAAUAAAGUUGCUGCAGUCAUGACCGGAGCCCUAAUAGUUGAUGAGAUCUCUCUCUAUGAAUCACAAUACCAAAGCACAAAGGAAGUCCCUCAAAGAUCGUCUCAAAAAGGUGAUUUGUCUCGUGUAAAAAUAAAAAUAAAGAACGUGGAUUUGCUUUUAUUUGUGUAGCCAAGAUUUGAACUUGAAAUAAGUUGCCCUCGUAUGACUCUUUGCUGUAGAAGUACUAGUCGGCGCUCUUGCGUAUUCUGAAACUUGGGACCACAUUAUUGUUCUAUUGACCUUGGUUCGCUAAUUUAAGCUUUGUUAUUUUCAACCCUC
Messenger RNA from Malania oleifera, 2030 nucleotides. RefSeq names its product proteinaceous RNase P 2. Lineage: Eukaryota; Viridiplantae; Streptophyta; Magnoliopsida; Santalales; Ximeniaceae. The transcript has 7 exons. The coding region runs from base 63 to 1880 and encodes 605 amino acids. Gene Ontology annotation, biological process: tRNA 5'-leader removal. Gene Ontology annotation, molecular function: protein binding; ribonuclease P activity. The record is from RefSeq and is a predicted model, not a curated record.